This is a messenger RNA of Thunnus maccoyii (southern bluefin tuna), 1005 nucleotides long. RefSeq lists its product as uncharacterized. NCBI's taxonomy places the organism in Eukaryota, Metazoa, Chordata, Actinopteri, Scombriformes, Scombridae. The record is from RefSeq and is a predicted model, not a curated record. The transcript has 6 exons. Bases 38 to 721 code for a protein of 227 amino acids.
GACUGUGUCAUUUGCUUUUCAGUCAUCUCAAAACAACAUGCUGCUUUUCUCUUUUCUCCUGUUCUUUUUCUGUGAGAGCACAGUUAGUUUCCUGACUACACAGGAACAGGUAAGUAUAUUAUAUACUUACCUGGAAACAACUGCAGUGACUGUGGAAGAAAACCUAUCUCCUCUGCAGCUGGUAGCCACACCAGACUACCCGGUUGCAGAGGGUCAAAGAGUCACCAUGCACUGCAGUGCUUUCACCAUGCCGGCCUCCGUCAGUUGGUCCUGGCAACGACUGGAAAAUCAGACCUGGCAGCAAGUGGCCACCGGUAGGGAUCUGACCCUAACUGAGCCAGAGCAGAGUGGGUUGUACCGCUGCCAUGCUGAGAGCCGCUUAUCUCAGACGAGCAUGAGCCCUACCCACAACGUCUACAUCAUCUCCAUACGUGCAACAGUGGGGGAGAAAUUAGGAAUAGCUGCCUUCAUCCUUUCUCUUCUGGCUUUGAUCAUCAACCUCGCCAUUCUGUUUUGGCUGAGCUGGCAAAGAUUUAGUGGCAUGCUGACUGCCUCCAACACAGCAGCAAAAGGUUUAUCUGGAGCUGAGAAACCACCAAAAGGAUGUUUGCCACAGACUGACGGAGACGUGUACAUGAAUUACGUGAACACCAACCAAGCCUACUCUGAUCUGGACCCUGCCAAAAUGACUGGAGACAAUGUGUAUGCAAGUCUGUCAUGAGCAUCCGUGACAAGGUGGAAAUGUGCAACAAAAAGAGGAAAGGUGACAAAAAGAUCAUACAGAUAGUAGCAUGACUUGCUAAAUGAGGUUUGCUAUAUACAGCUUGAUAGUGUGAAGAUUACCUAAAUGUGUGAACUAUACUUGUUUUAAUCUCAUUUCACUGCUAAGUUAUUUAAUGUAGUACAACCUACAGAUCUGCAGUUAUUGGUUCAUUAUGUUGUCCUCACCAAACAGUAAAAAGCCCUUCCUUCUCUGUGUUUAAUAAAACCUAUGCUUUGCUAUAA